Molecule: messenger RNA, 1007 nt
Organism: Pseudopodoces humilis (Tibetan ground-tit)
Lineage: Eukaryota; Metazoa; Chordata; Aves; Passeriformes; Paridae
Source: RefSeq, a predicted model, not a curated record
GGCGUAGGCGCGGUGCGGAGCCGCAGCUGCCCGCCCGCCCGUCUUCACCCAUGGCCGACACGGAGCUCUUCGGUGCCCAGCAGCCGCAGCAGCCGCUCUCCGGGAACGGGAUGCCCGACGGUGGCGAGGAGGAUCCCGCCGCCGCUUUCCUGGCGCAGCAGGAGAACGAGAUCGCGGGCAUCGAGAACGACGAGGGCUACGGCAUCCUGGAGAACGGCGAGGUGCCCGAGGCGCUGCAGGGUCCCGAGGGCCUCGGCUUGGAUGCUGUUGAUGGAGUGGUUAACGGGGAUGUCUAUCAGGAGAGUAAUGGUCCCACAGACUGCUAUGCUGCCAUCUCCCAAGUAGAUCGACUGCAAUCAGAACCUGAAAGUAUUCGUAAGUGGAGAGAGGAGCAAAAGGAGCGCCUGGAGCAACUUGAUGCAAACUCGCGAAAGCAGGAAGCAGAAUGGAAAGAGAAAGCAAUAAAAGAGUUGGAAGAGUGGUAUGCAAGGCAAGAUGAAAAGCUCGAGAAAACAAAAGCCAGUAACAGCACAAACAUAAAUCAUCCUUGCUACAGCCUAGAACAGGCAGCUGAAGAAGCCUUUGUGAAUGAUGCAGAAGAAGUUUUUCCGGGCACUGAGUGGGAACGUGUGGCUCAGCUCUGUGACUUUAAUCCCAAGUCUAGUAAGCAGGCAAAAGAUGUGUCCCGCAUGCGUUCAGUCCUCAUCUCGCUCAAGCAGGCUCCGCUGGUUCGCUGAAGCAAAGCUCGGUGGAAACACUAAAAUGCAAUAUCUUAACCUUACUCAGAGAAGCUUUGUUUGCAGUAAUUAAUUAAUUGUUUCAAUGUGUUUUUUUGGACCACAUCAUGAUGUAUCUAGAGCUGAUCAUUGUUUGAUUGCAUGUUCUUCCUGAUGUUUCCUUUCUGUGUCUGAAAUGGGAGAACCUCCAAAACUGUAGUCUCUGUGCUGUUGUGCACUGAGGUAUCACUUCCCACAUUACUGAUAUUAAAGAUCUGUUGAACAGCAAAA